This is a messenger RNA of Penicillium lagena, 1035 nucleotides long. RefSeq names its product AMP-activated serine/threonine-protein kinase regulatory subunit SNF4 (gene snf4). The transcript has 6 exons. The coding region runs from base 1 to 1035 and encodes 344 amino acids. Lineage: Eukaryota; Fungi; Ascomycota; Eurotiomycetes; Eurotiales; Aspergillaceae. The record is from RefSeq and is a predicted model, not a curated record.
AUGACGAAGGCGGAACCUCCUCGUCUUUUCUUCCACUCACCUUCCCACGGUCACGAGGUCUUCGUGCAGCCAUCCUCGUACCUUCGUCCGCAAAUGGCCUCCGAGCGCGCAACCAUUCAGCGGGAGGAGCGACAGGGCCUGCGCGCCAUCCGCAAUUUCCUCAAGGUCCGCACCAGCUACGAUGUGCUGCCGCUCAGCUUCCGUCUGAUCAUUUUCGACACCUCCCUCUCGGUCAAAGAGAGUCUGAACAUCCUCAUUCAAAAUGGUGGCGGGCUCACUGCCCCCCCGUCGGGACGUACAGGCAUCGUGUCAGCCCCGUUGUGGGACUCCAAGGCUUCCAAGUUCGCCGGUCUCCUGACCACCUCUGACUAUAUCAAUGUCAUCCAGUAUUAUUUCCAGAACCCCGCCGCGCUGGACCAGAUCGACCAGUUCCGGCUGGAUAGUCUUCGAGCAUUGGGUGUCGCGCCGCCCGAAACCAUCUCCAUCGACCCGGAGCGACCCCUCUACGAAGCAUGCCGCCGCAUGCUGGAAUCCCGCGCCCGCCGUAUCCCGCUCGUCACGGCCGACAGCCAGACCGAUCGCUCCCACGUUCUCAGCGUCGUCACGCAAUACCGCAUUCUGAAAUUUGUCGCCGUCAACGUUCCGGACACGCAGAAGUUGCGCCGGCCGCUUGGGGAAAUCUUGCUGGGCAGGUAUGUCUUCUUCUGGCCAGCAAAGAUCCACACUAACGUCUCUGUAUCAGGUGUCGUGUACAAUGUGUUCGAGGCAGUCGAUGUCAUCACGCUCAUCAAGGGCGGUUUCUACGACGAUCUGAGUCUAACAGUAGGGGAAGCCUUGAAGAAGCGAUCAGCGGAUUUUCCGGGUAUCUACACCUGUUCCCUGAAUGAGGGACUCGAUACCAUCUUCGACACCAUCCGAAAAUCACGGGUGCACCGUCUAGUCGUGGUGGACGAGCAUUUCAAGCUCAAAGGCGUCCUAACCCUUAGCGAUAUCCUACACUACAUUCUCCUCGAAGGAGAAAACGACGAGGCAUGA